Messenger RNA from Diaporthe citri, 5010 nucleotides. RefSeq lists its product as uncharacterized. Gene Ontology annotation, molecular function: phosphopantetheine binding; fatty acid synthase activity; oxidoreductase activity. Bases 1 to 5010 code for a protein of 1669 amino acids. Gene Ontology annotation, biological process: fatty acid biosynthetic process; secondary metabolite biosynthetic process. The record is from RefSeq and is a predicted model, not a curated record. The transcript has 11 exons. Lineage: Eukaryota; Fungi; Ascomycota; Sordariomycetes; Diaporthales; Diaporthaceae.
AUGGAUCCACAGAUCCGAAUGUUACUCGAGCUGACGUUCGAAUCGCUUGAAAGUGCUGGCAUCCCUAUCGAAGAUAUCGCGGGGUCCAAGACCUCCGUCUUCGCUGGAACAUUCACCAAGGACUACCAUGAUCGGCUGCUGUCAGACCCGAUCAGUAUUCCCCGUCAUGUGGACCAGAAGGAAAGUGUUACGCCUUCGACCACCGAGCCCAAGGCUACGGGCGAGGAGAAGGUGUGGCGACUUUGGUUGUCAAGCGGCUUGAGGAUGCCAUCAGGAACGGUGAUCCAAUCCGUGACGUCAUUCGACCUCAUCAAAGAAUGCUAUGAGAAAGCGGGCCUAGAUCCUCGCGACACCAUUGCGGUGGAGGCCCACGGUACAGGAACGACCACCGGCGACCCGAUAGAGGCGGAAGCCAUCGGUCGAGCUUUCAGUCCCAAAGGCAUUCACCACAGAGGGAAACCUGUCUUGGUUGCUUCGGUCAAGACAAACAUCGGCCACACUGAAGCUGCGUCUGGGUUGGCAGCCGUCAUCAAGAUGGCGAAGUCCCUGGAGCAUGGUCAAAUUGCACCGAGUCUAAAUUUCGAGAGAGUCAACCCGAACAUUGACCUCCACAACCUAGGACUCGAGAUACCCCUGGAACUUGGGACAUGGCCAGCAGAUUAUCGUCGCCGAGCAUCUGUCAACAACUUUGGAUACGGGGGCACGAACUCACAUGUCAUCAUGGAGAACGCACCAGAGCGGGAAACGCUAACAAGGGCUCAAGCCUUGGGUAGAGGCAAGUACGUAGCGUCAAAGCUGUUCUUCCUAAGCGCUCGAGAUGAGAAGACCGUUCUCAAAAUGGCAUCGGACCUUCGCGGACACUUGGAGCUGAACCGACAUGCCUCUCUUAACAACUUGGCUUUCACGCUCGGUCAGCGCCGCUCAAGGUUUCAUUGGAGUCUGGCCGUCCCGUCAACAUCACUGGAAACUCUGAUGACAUCCCUGUCCGAUAACGAUCUGCGGCCGGUGCAAGCUCUCAGCCUACUACCGAAGCUGGGGUUCGUUUUGAAUGGGCAAGGUGCGCAAUGGUUUGCCAUGGGCAGAGAACUGAUGGAACUUUACCCGACAUACCUGGCCACACUCAGAAAGUGUCAAGAAGCUGUCAGGUCCUUUGGCGGCGAAUGGUCGUUGAUUGAUGAAUUGAGACGGGAUGAAAGCCAGUCCCGAGUAGAUCAAGUGCAGUUCAGCAUGCCGCUCACAUGCGCCGUUCAAAUCGGACUUGUUUGCCUGCUCGAAGAAUGGGGCGUCAGGCCCGCGGCAGUAACUGGCCACUCUACCGGCGAGGUAGCCGCCGCAUUUACUGCUGGAGCAGUGUCACUCGAGGAAGCCAUGGCCAUAACCUUCUUCCGUGGACUGCUCAAUUCAGGUCACAUUGCCAGCAACAAAUGUCCAGGGAGCAUGAUGGCUGUCGGCAUGGGCCCAGAUGAAAUCAAACCAUACCUGGAUGACCUUGCAGACACGCCCUCGGGAAAAGUGGUUAUUGCAUGCUUCAAUAGCCCUUCAAGUGUCACUUUGUCGGGCGAUAUGGCGGCGAUAGAGGUUCUCGAACAGAAGUUCAAUUCCAGAGGAAUCUUUGCUCGAAAGCUCAAAGUCCAGGCCGCCUUCCAUUCCCAUCAUAUGGUUCCGCUGGCUGAAAGUUACGGCAGUCUACUAGUCAAGAACAUGAACAUUGGCCAGCGAUCCUUCUCUGACUCCGUUAAGUUCUAUUCUCCAACAAGUGGAAGUCAGAUCCAGGAUGCGAGCCUGCUCGGCCCGGGGCACUGGGUGGAGAACAUGCUUGUUCCCGUUCACUUCACCCAGUCUUUUAGCAACAUGCUACUUACCGAAAAUCUCGACUUCAUAGUGGAGCACAACAAGCAAGGUUUCAAUGUUUCCGCCGUUGUUCACUCGACCCAUUCAGGAACCCCUGUGAUCGAAAUUGAAGACAUGCACUUCCAGAGCCUUGGGCAUAUGACCGAGCAAAGUUCAAGCAGGGAACAAACGUGCCUCGUCACCGACUGGAAGCGGAGUUUCAUCCUCAAUGAUUCCAAAGCUUUGGUGGAUUCCCUGCGAGCUGACGCCCCCGACGACGAGAAGACCAUUGGCAAAGACCUCGUACGCUCAACAUUCUACCUGAUCUCGGAUGCUCUGAAACAGCUUACUGCUCAUGAUAUCUCGAACCUGGAAUGGCACCACCAAAAGUUACACGCAUGGAUGCUACUACUGGAGCAGCAGGCCGCAACCAACGAGCUGGCGCCUCGGAGCUCAAAAUGGGCGUCGAGCUCGCCAGGGGUCAAGCAGAUGCAUAUAGACAAGGUGGAAAGGGCCAUCGUCGGCGGUGCACUCUCCGUCAGGAUCGGAAAGGACCUGGUCCGAAUCAUGCGCAGGGAAGCCGCGCCGCUCGAGCUCAUGAUGCGGGACCAGCUCCUGUACGACUUCUACCAGAAUUAUGUGCACUUCAAGCGAUCGGCUGGGAAUGCCGCCACUCUGGUUCGCGCUAUCGCAGAGGAGAAGCCUCGGGACCCCGCCGAUCAAGGGUUUCAGGAGGCAUCGUACGACAUCGUCAUUGCAGCCCAGGUCUUACACGCGACGAAGUGCAUGAAGACGACCAUGGGCCACGUCAAGAGGCUCCUCAAAGAUGAUGGAAAGCUAAUCCUGAGGACAAUGGACUGGGCGCAGGAUGUCACGGGCGUGGACACAGAAUACGCCGUCCGCAAAUCAGAGAUAUUCGUGCCCCGAAUCUGCGUCGAUGACAAAGAGAACGAAGCCCUCCUGGAUGGUCUUGAGGAGAGAAGCCCAGAGGCACAACCUUUUGAACAGCCCAAUCUCAAAUUACGCAUGCACGUGGAUACACCAGGUCUUCUGGAUAGUAUUGUCUUCAGAGAAGACCCUGAUGCAGGUCUUCCUCUACCUGAGGACUACGUUGAGAUCAAGCCGCGUGCCUUCGGCCUCAACUUCCACGACGUGAUGGCGGCCAUGGGAAUGCUCAAAGAAGAAAGGCAAGAAAUCGGCGUCGAGUGCGCAGGAGUCGUGACACAAGUCGGGCCGCAUUCUUCUCAACUUAAGACCACGCAUGGCCUGCGAGUUGGGGACCGAGUCUGCGCGCUGACUGCACACGGACAUUUUGCCAACACCGUGCGGGUGCCGUGGACAUCUGUAGCACGCAUACCGCCAUCGAUGACCUUCGAGACAGCUGCGUCGUUCGUCACCGCCUUCGUGACGGCAUACUACUCUCUGUUCGAGGCCGCCAGGUGUGAGGACGGCGACACUCUGCUCAUUCACGCUGCUUCUGGGGGCGUGGGUCAGGCGUGCAUCAUCCUGGCUCAGUGGAAGGGAAUCGAGAUUUUCGUCACUGCUGGGACCCAGGAGAAGCGUGACUUCUUGAAGAGCCAAUUUUCUAUUCCACCAGACCACAUCUUUUCGAGUCGGGACGACCUCUUCCCUCAGGAGAUACGAAGCGCCACGGCAGGGCGAGGGGUUGAUGCAGUCAUCAUUUCUCUGGCUGGUAACCUGCUGAAUGAAAGCUGGAACUUGGUCGCCCCCCUUGGGCGAUUCCUGGAGAUCGGAAAAAAGGACGUACAUCUGAACAAGUCGCUAGAGAUGGAGCCAUUUCGGAGAGCUCUUUCUUUCAUGCACGUCGACAUCAUCCAGCUGGCAGACAACAAGGGACACCUUGUCCAACGGAUCCUCCAGAAGCUAUUGUCUUUGCUAGGCAGUGGUGCUAUCAGCAACCUUACCCCAGUGUCAGCAGUCCCGUUGGCCGAGGCCGCACGAGCAUUCCGGACAAUGCAAGCCGGAAACCAUAUUGGCAAAAUAGUCCUUGUCCCAGGGCCAGAUCAACUCGUCAAAGUAAUAGAGCCACUAAAACUCUGCCAACUUCGUCCGGAUGUUUCGUACAUGAUUGUCGGUGGCCUUAGUGGCAUUGGGCAGUCUAUUGCGAGGUGGUUCAUAUCCCGCGGGGCCCGCAACCUCCUGCUGGUUUCUAGAAACGCGGCGUCACGGUCAGAAAGUUCAACCUUUAUAGAGGAGCUGGCCAUCGACGGGGCCAGAAUAAUGGUCAAGAACUGCGAUGUUGGGGACCUUCAAUCCCUGAAGGCGGCCAUAGAUGGCUGCCGUGCGUCGGGAAUGCCAGAUAUACGAGGUGUGGUCCAGGGUGGUAUGGUGCUCGACGAUUCCAUUCUGGAGCGCAUGAGCUUCUCUCAGUGGAACCACGCCCUGAACCCAAAGGUCAGCGGUACCAAGAACAUCGAAGAGCUAUUAGGCCACGACCUGGACUUCUUCAUUCUCCUUUCUUCCCGCUCCGGUGUCCUCGGCUAUCCAUCACAGGCCAACUACGCAGCCGGGAACACAUACCUGGACGCAGUGGCACGUCGUCGAGGCGCGAGGGGCCUGCCAUGCGUAGCCAUCGACCUCGGUCCCGUGAAAUCGGUCGGCUUCGUUGCUGAAACGCAGGAAGAGGGCAUGCGAGACCGCGGCCACCGCCCGCUGAGCGAGUCCGAGGUCUUGGGCCUGGUCGAUUACGCCAUACGCAACCCUCGCCGGCCGCCGCGUACAUCACAGAUAGCUGCGGGGAUUUCAAGCGCUGGGAUCACUGGGAAUGAUCCACGCUUGUCUAUGCUGCAGGGGGGCGCAUCUUCGAGCCGUGGGAGCCGUGGGACGAGUAGCGCCGGGGCCCGACCUGGACAUGGGCGCGUGAGCCUCCACGAAGAAAUCUCCCGUGCAACAUCACUGGACGAAGCUGCGAAUGCCGUGCAAGGCGCAUUGAUUGCAAAGAUAUCGGACAUGUUUGUUCUUCCGGAGACGGAUAUUGACCCGGGUCGGCCUCUUUCUCACUACGGCGUGGACUCAUUGGUAGCUGUUGAGUUGACAAACUGGCUUGUGCCCAAUGCUCGCGUUGAGAUCAACAUUUUCGACUUGAUUGGAAGUUCGUCGCUUAGUGAGCUGGCGGCGAAUAUUGUCAAACGGGCUCGACCCGUACUUCAGACACUUUAG